UCCUCAGCGUCCUCCGCUGGUUUCCCACUGCCCGGCGAGGCCGUAGGCAUCCACGGGGGCACGGGCAGGGGGCUCCCGGAGGCUGGCCUGGCAGGUAUAGGGCGCCGGUAGGAGCUGGGCGCGCACGGUUACCGCGCGUGGAGGAGACACUGCCCUGCGGCGAUGGGUGCCAGGGGCGCUCCUUCACGCCGGAGGCAGGCGGGGCGGCGGCCGCGGUAUCUCCCCACCGGGAGCUUUCCCUUCCUCCUCCUCCUGCUGCUCCUGUGCAUCCAGCUCGGCGGAGGACAGAAGAAAAAGGAGAAUCUUUUAGCCGAGAAAGUAGAACAGCUGAUGGAAUGGAGUUCGAGGCGCUCAGUCUUCCGAAUGAAUGGUGACAAAUUCCGGAAGUUCAUAAAGGCCCCACCUCGAAACUAUUCCAUGAUUGUUAUGUUCACCGCUCUUCAACCCCAGCGCCAGUGUUCUGUGUGCAGACUAGCUAACGAAGAAUAUCAAAUACUGGCUAACUCCUGGCGCUAUUCAUCUGCCUUUUGUAACAAACUCUUCUUCAGUAAAGUGGACUAUGAUGAGGGAACAGACAUUUUUCAACAGCUCAACAUUAACUCCGCUCCUACGUUCAUGCAUUUUCCUCCAAAAGGCAGACCUAAGAGAGCUGAUACUUUUGACCUUCAAAGAAUUGGAUUUGGUGCUGAACAACUAGCAAAGUGGAUUGCUGACAGAACGGAUGUUCAUAUUCGUGUCUUCAGGCCACCCAACUACUCUGGCACCAUUGCUUUGGCUUUGUUGGUGUCACUUGUGGGUGGUUUGCUCUAUUUAAGAAGGAACAACUUGGAGUUCAUCUAUAACAAGACUGGUUGGGCCAUGGUGUCUCUGUGUAUAGUCUUUGCUAUGACUUCUGGCCAGAUGUGGAAUCACAUCCGUGGACCACCAUAUGCUCAUAAAAACCCACACAAUGGACAAGUGAGCUACAUUCAUGGGAGCAGCCAGGUCCAAUUCGUGGCAGAGUCACACAUUAUUCUGGUACUAAAUGCUGCUAUCACCAUGGGGAUGGUUCUUCUAAAUGAAGCGGCAACAUCCAAGGGAGAUGUUGGAAAAAGACGGAUUAUUUGUCUCGUGGGAUUAGGCCUGGUGGUCUUCUUCUUCAGUUUUUUACUUUCAAUAUUUCGUUCCAAGUACCACGGCUACCCUUACAGCUUUUUAAUUAAGUGAAGCCGAGUGGGAUUUGCAUUAAGUGACUGUUUACCAUGAAGACAAAGUGUCCCAGACAUACUAGUUCCAAUUCUUGAGUCCAUUUCCUUGCUGAUUGUGAUAAUCCAGCUGUUCCUUGUACAAUUGAUUUUUUUUUAAUGUGAGUUUUCCUAGUAAACUUAAUUUAUAGACACGGAUGGUUAAAUUUAACAUGGAAUGAAUAAAGGCAACAGUGAAGAGUUUUCCAGCAAAUUACAGUAUAUGUAUGCUAUAGAUCGAAAUAAACAACAAUGUAAUUAUGAAUUCAUGCUUUUAAGCUGUUCACUCAUUAGUAAAGAAAACUAUAAUGUUA
Messenger RNA from Budorcas taxicolor (takin), 1537 nucleotides. RefSeq names its product tumor suppressor candidate 3 (gene TUSC3). NCBI's taxonomy places the organism in Eukaryota, Metazoa, Chordata, Mammalia, Artiodactyla, Bovidae. The transcript has 10 exons. Gene Ontology annotation, cellular component: oligosaccharyltransferase complex. The record is from RefSeq and is a predicted model, not a curated record. The coding region runs from base 163 to 1206 and encodes 347 amino acids.